Messenger RNA from Manis javanica (Malayan pangolin), 973 nucleotides. RefSeq names its product C-C motif chemokine ligand 21 (gene CCL21). Gene Ontology annotation, cellular component: extracellular region. The record is from RefSeq and is a predicted model, not a curated record. Gene Ontology annotation, biological process: positive regulation of cell migration; antimicrobial humoral immune response mediated by antimicrobial peptide; positive regulation of GTPase activity. Gene Ontology annotation, molecular function: chemokine activity; CCR chemokine receptor binding. NCBI's taxonomy places the organism in Eukaryota, Metazoa, Chordata, Mammalia, Pholidota, Manidae.
UUGCCUGAACAGAGUGGCUGUGCAGAGAGGAAGUGAAAGUGUCCGCCUACAUAAAUAAGCCAUAGAGCAGUCCCAGCCCACAUACGGACCCCAACUUGCCGCUCUCCACUGCACCCACAGCCCUGGCCGCACACUCAGCCCUCUACCACAGCAAUGGCUCAGUCACUGGCCCUGAGUGUCUUUGUCCUGGUCCUGGCCUUCUGCACCCCCUGGACCCAAGGCAGUGAUGGAGGCGCACAGGACUGUUGUCUCAAGUACAGCCUAAGGAAGAUUCCUGCCCAGGUUGUGCGCAGCUACCGGAAGCAGGAGCCAAGCUUAGGCUGCCCCAUCCCAGCUAUCCUGUUCUCACCUCGGAAGCGCUCUCAGGCAGAGCUAUGUGCAGAUCCUAAGAAGGCCUGGGUGCAGCAGCUGAUGCAGCGUCUGGACAAGCCACCAGCCCCACGGAAACAAGUCCCAGGCUGUAAGAAGGAGAAGGGGACCCCCAAGUCUGGCAAGAAGAGGAAGGGCUCCAAAGGCUGUAAGAGCUCUCAUCUGCAUUCCUAGGACUGAGCAACCAGACUCCCCAAAAGGGCCAUAGCCCAGUGACCAGCCUGGAGCCCGGAGGCCCUCACCAGCCUCACCAGGGCUUGGAGCCCCAAUCCAAGGGGCAAGAAGUAGGCUAGGGAAGAGCGGAGCCCCAGGAGCCCCAGAGUGGUCCCCUUAUGUGGGCCCUGCCGCACCCCUUCUCCUGCUUUAACCAUCCCUUCAGUAUUCCCAGCCCUACCCUGCAUGGCUGAGCUGCCCACACCAGGCCAGGCCGAAAGGCAGAGGUGGAGUCUCUCAGGGAGUGUGAGAGGAGGCAGCAGGACUGUCUCCACCAAGGAAGGACCAGCCAGCACCCUGGGCCUGACCCUGCUCCCCACUGCAGCCCCCUCUUCCUUAUAAAUAUGACUUAUACCUAACUGAAUAAAAACCUACUCCAGCCUCCACCCAA